AUGGAAGAAAAUGAUCACGGCAACAGAGACGUGGUGGAGAGGCAGGAGUCGGCGGAUGAAUCCAACAGAGCCAUCCUUCCACUGUUGCAGGCGCCGGGGAACCUGCAGAUCCCUCACCGGGUCACCAAUUUCUUCAUCGACAACAUAUUGCGGCCGGAUUUCGGCAAAAGAAAGGACGGGGGCGCAGACCGCGAAGAGGGCAGCCUCGCGUCGCGGGAGAGCCACAACAGCCCCGCCGCGCCCCAGUCCGAGCCUGUGGGGAGCACGGUGCCGGCGGAGGGGACCUCCACUCCGCAUACUGUUACCGCGGCCAAGAAGCCUGCUAUAGCCGCCGAAGAGCCCCUGAAACCCCGCGAGGAGAACGGAGACCAGUGCCUAAGCUCAGACUCAGACAGUUCCCAAGCCAGCUCAAACCCAGCCAGCAAGUCCCAGGGCAUGCUGUGGCCAGCCUGGGUCUACUGCACCCGAUACUCGGACAGGCCUUCUUCAGGGCCCAGAUCCCGCAAACCAAAGCAGAAAACAGCCAGCAAAGAGGACAAGCGACCACGGACGGCCUUCACCGCAGAGCAGCUGCAAAGACUAAAAUCGGAGUUCCAGACAAACCGGUAUCUGACCGAGCAGAGGCGGCAGAACCUGGCGCAGGAACUGGGCCUCAACGAGUCCCAGAUCAAGAUCUGGUUUCAGAACAAGAGGGCCAAAAUCAAGAAGGCCACCGGCCCGAAGAACGGCCUGGCCUUGCACCUGAUGGCACAGGGACUUUACAAUCACGCCACCGUCUCGAAAGACGAAAAAUCAGACAGCGAUUGA
Molecule: messenger RNA, 807 nt
Organism: Pleuronectes platessa (European plaice)
Lineage: Eukaryota; Metazoa; Chordata; Actinopteri; Pleuronectiformes; Pleuronectidae
Gene: en2a
Product: engrailed homeobox 2a
Exons: 2
Coding region: 1-807 (268 amino acids)
Biological process (GO): regulation of transcription by RNA polymerase II; multicellular organism development; neuron differentiation
Cellular component (GO): nucleus
Molecular function (GO): DNA-binding transcription factor activity, RNA polymerase II-specific; RNA polymerase II cis-regulatory region sequence-specific DNA binding
Source: RefSeq, a predicted model, not a curated record